AAGUUCAUGAUGUUCGAUAUCAUAUAAAUCCAAUGUCCCCAAGGACUGCGAGCCCCCAACCCUCGCGAUUAUUUCAUAGUACUCGUACCUAUACGAGAAAGGACGUUACACGGUAACACCAACUACAGUCUCAUGAGCGAGGUUCGUAAAACCGCUACCAAUCAUAUUGAAGCAUUGUUUACACUUACGGUCGUGUACUAUCAGCAAGGACAAUUGCACGCUGCUUCUGUUAAUGCGAACGUCAUACAUACACCUAGUCUAGCCGACAACAAUCUCCGCAACAUCAUUCACCCUAGAGAUCCUACUUGCAGCCGUCUGCAACUCCCAGUAGGAGACAAAGUAGGCCUUACCAAGACAGGCGUACAUUAUUGCCGUCUCCCUCCGGGAACGACAAGUACCGCUCUUCAUUGGCAUUCACAUGAAGAUGAAUGGGCCUACAUUGUCGACGCUGGCCGGGACUGCUUUCUUCUUACUCAUGACGAGGGCACGAAUGAGACGAAGGAAGUUCCUCUGACCACUGGAGACUUCCUUGCAUUCCCUGCUGGUACAAAGGUAGCUCAUGGAUUUAGGACGGGCAAAGAUUCCCUCGUUUACCUCAUGGGUGGAAGCAGAGAGUCUAUGGACAUAUGUCAUUAUCCUGAAAUCGGCCAGCGUUUGAUCAUUGAUCGAAAUGGGGAAAAUUGGCUCGUUGACGAACAGCAUGUCAAAACGCAAGGUUGAAUUGGACGAGAAUCUAUAUUCCCCUGAACCAUAUACACACACAUUGAUAUCGGAGGUGAUGGUAUAUGUUGCGUGCAUUGUUUCCUCUCUAGACUUGCGGUCGGAGUCUGUAACACUAGGGUAUAACAUGACUCACCUGCUAUUGGUUGUACAAACGACUCGAAGUAAUCUUCAUAUCCCCUUUUCGUUUCCGCUAAAUACUGGUGUCAGGGCAGGGUUCCAACAACCCAUCCCAGUCUAGCGUUGUUACUACCUCUUUCAGUUGUCCGAUAUCCUCCUGUACGUCGAUGCAAUAUUGUAAUGAUAGCAGUUCGAUAGGACGCCCUAUCUUCUUGCGACUCUCUAGCGCAGAGAAGAGCGGGCGCGGACCAGCUAUGAUUUCCUCCGCAGGUCCUACAUUGGAUGGGUAGUAUCUAGUCCAGGAAA
Messenger RNA from Somion occarium, 1146 nucleotides. The record is from the annotation of a GenBank genome assembly. NCBI's taxonomy places the organism in Eukaryota, Fungi, Basidiomycota, Agaricomycetes, Polyporales, Cerrenaceae.